CAGCGCAGCUCAUCUGACACAUGCGCGUUGUGUAUGAGUGAGGCUGGUGGUGGUGCUGGGCUAUUGGCAGCUCAGUGUCUCAGGGAUACGGGCGUCAGAUCUGCCAUUCGGGGCCUGUCCCGGAGCCAGCGCAAGGAUGCCGAUAAACAAGGGAGAUAGACCAGAAUCUUGUGAUAACGUGAAAGUCGUGGUACGAUGUCGUCCUUUAAACGAGCGAGAGAAGGCAAUGAGCAGCAGGAUGGCUGUCAAUGUGGACGAAAUAAGAGGGACUAUUGCUGUUCACAAAGUGGACUCUAUGAAUGAGCCUCCGAAGACAUUUACAUUUGACACUGUGUUUGGACCAGACAGUAAACAACUGGAUGUCUACAAUUUGACAGCAAGGCCUAUUAUUGAUUCUGUGCUGGAAGGCUAUAAUGGUACUAUAUUCGCUUAUGGACAGACGGGUACAGGCAAAACAUUUACGAUGGAGGGAGUCCGAGCUGUUCCUGAGCUCAGAGGGAUCAUCCCUAAUUCAUUUGCUCAUGUUUUUGGACAUAUUGCUAAAGCAGAAGGAGAUACGCGGUUUCUGGUCAGAGUGUCCUACUUGGAAAUUUAUAAUGAAGAAGUUCGGGAUUUACUUGGAAAAGAUCAAACACAGAGACUAGAGGUUAAAGAGAGACCUGAUGUGGGAGUUUACAUUAAGGACCUGUCUGGAUAUGUUGUAAACAAUGCAGAUGAUAUGGAUCGCAUCAUGACCCUGGGACACAAGAAUCGUUCUGUUGGUGCCACAAACAUGAAUGAGCACAGCUCUCGCUCUCAUGCCAUCUUCACCAUCACUAUAGAGUGCAGUGAGAAAGGGGCUGACGGGAACAUCCACGUGCGAAUGGGGAAGCUGCAUCUUGUAGACCUUGCGGGCUCGGAAAGGCAAGGAAAGACGGGAGCAACUGGACAAAGGCUGAAAGAAGCUACAAAAAUUAAUCUGUCGCUUUCCACGCUGGGUAAUGUCAUCUCUGCUCUGGUCGAUGGAAAAAGCACGCACGUGCCAUACAGGAACUCCAAACUAACCAGGUUGUUGCAAGAUUCACUGGGUGGCAAUUCCAAGACAAUGAUGUGUGCAAACAUCGGACCAGCAGAUUACAACUAUGAUGAAACAAUCAGCACUCUCCGAUAUGCAAAUAGAGCUAAAAAUAUAAAGAAUAAAGCCAGAAUCAAUGAAGACCCCAAAGAUGCCCUUUUACGCCAAUUUCAAAAGGAAAUUGAAGACCUUAAAAAGAAACUUGAUGAAGGGGAGGAAAUAUCUGGCUCAGAUGACAGUGGCUCAGAGGAUGAUGAUGAUGAAGAUGGAGAAAUUGGAGAGGACGGAGAAAAGAAGAAAAGACGAAGAGGCAGUAGCAGCAGUAGCAACUCAGACACCACAGUGAUAGAGAGACCAGUGGAUAAAUCCUUACCUAGCAAGAAGAAGGUAUCGCCAGAUAAAAUGGCGGAGAUGCAAGCACGGAUUGACGAGGAAAGGAAGGCUCUAGAAGCAAAGCUGGAUAUGGAAGAGGAAGAGAGGAAUAAAGCCAGAGCAGAGCUGGAGAGGAGAGAGAAAGACCUUCUUAAAGCCCAACAAGAACAUCAGUCCCUGCUUGAGAAACUGUCUGCUUUGGAGAAGAAAGUCAUUGUUGGUGGGGUGGAUUUACUGGCCAAGGCAGAGGAACAAGAGAAACUUUUGGAAGAAUCAAAUCAUGAGCUGGAAGAGCGCAGAAAACGUGCGGAGAAACUUCGUAGAGAGCUACUGGAAAAGGAGCAAGAGCGGUUGGAUAUUGAGGAGAAGUACACCAGUUUACAGGAGGAAGCACAGGGUAAAACCAAAAAGCUGAAGAAAGUUUGGACCAUGCUAAUGGCGGCAAAGUCUGAGAUGGCUGACCUGCAACAAGAACACCAAAGGGAAAUAGAGGGGUUAUUGGAGAAUAUCAGACAACUGAGUCGGGAACUUCGACUUCAAAUGAUCAUCAUCGAUAGCUUUAUUCCUCAAGAAUAUCAGGACAUGAUUGAAAAUUAUGUCCACUGGAACGAAGAUAUUGGUGAAUGGCAACUGAAAUGUGUAGCCUACACUGGAAACAAUAUGAGAAAGCAAACUCCUGUACCGGACAAGAAAGAAAAGGACCCUUUUGAAGUGGACUUGUCCCAUGUGUACUUGGCUUAUACUGAGGAGAGUCUACGUCAGUCCUUAAUGAAGUUAGAGAGACCAAGGACAUCUAAAGGAAAAUCAAGACCCAAAACUGGUAGAAGGAAGCGUUCAGCGAAACCAGAAGCCGUAAUUGAUUCAUUACUGCAGUAGAGGUUUACUAUAUUGGACUGUGAAAAGCUUUCUGUGUUGGUGUAAUAAAAGUCUAAAACUGAAUUGUUUACUGCAAUGUAAAACGGUUUAUGGCCGAUUUUCAAGACGAACCAUUUUAAAUCUGUGUAGGAUGUUUUAUGUUUUGCUGAAAGACGGUUGCACCUUUGAUAUACUUGUCUUGCUAUGGUAUCGUGGAAUGUCUCACUCUCAUAAUAAGUGCUUAAUGGCUUUUAAAGUUUCAUUUGCCAACAGCUGACUUUUUCAUCCUUUAUCCUACCAGCUACAAGUAAUAUUUAAAAUAUAAUUCCAUUUUAAUCAAGCUCUACUGUAUUCUGCUAUGUGCAAUCCUGUUAUAAACAUGCACCGGCUGUACAUCGAGCACAUUGGGACAAAUACUUGGAGCUCAGUUUGUGAAACUCUGAUCUACACCUAAUAGUAAUCUCUUGAAGCCCAGACCUUGUUAUGUAAAGUAGGGGUAGACCAACUGUGAGAUUCCAGCCAUUGUGACAUUCCCAGAAAGUUACUUCCUAUGGCUACAAGUUUAUUAGCAUCAACGUUUCCUGUUCUCUUCCUAAUACUGUAUAUUGUACGUUAAUUGACACAUUGUUGUGUAUGUGGGUUUGUAGAUUUUUUUUUUUUAUCCUGAUAAUGUUACUAAAAUCACAUUUAAAUGCAAAUCUAGAAUCUUCCCUAAAAUCUGUUCAGAAAAGUACGUUUUUAGUAUAGUAAAAUAUUUGUCACUUUGCACAGUGAUAAAGUGAUUUGUGGUUUUCUUUCAAAUUGUUUUAUUAAGAAGAACAUGUGACCUAAUUGUUCUAUUUCUUCUGUUAUUACCAUUUCUGUUUCUGUUACUUGACAACAAAUCUUCAUGCUUAAAAUGUCCCUAACUGUCGCACAACCCUCUCCCUAAUAAUAUCACCCUGGCCCACCCCUUGUAACGUCAGUCACAAAUCCAUCUGGACCUUGCUAUUGUGUGUCCUAUGUUUUUACAUGAUAACUAAUAACAUAGAUGACUUUGCACAUUGUAGAACAGUGGUUCUUAAACUUUUUAAGUUGAGCUUAAAAAGUUUUUCAAGGAGCAACGUUGUGUUAUCAGCCUUCAUUGUAUAAUGUCCUCUUGUAUAAAUCAAAGAGGCAUAUUUACUAAUUGGCAGUUUUGCCUACUGGAUUUAAAACGGCAAUAAUAUUAUAUGCAAAACCAGGUGUGUUUAUAGUUCAUAUUACAGGUUGAGUAUCCCAUAUCCAAAUAUUCCGAAAUACGGAAUAUUCCGAAAUACGGACUUUUUUGAGUGAGAGUGAGAUAGUGAAACCUUUGUUUUUUGAUGGCUCAAUGUACACAAACUUUGUUUAAUACACAAAGUUAUUAAUAAUAUUGUAUUAAAUGACCUUCAGGCUGUGUAUAUAAGGUGUAUAUGAAACAUAAAUGAAUUGUGUGAAUGUAGACACACUUUGUUUAAUGCACAAAGUUAUAAAAAAUAUUGGCUAAAAUUACUUUCAGGCUGUGUGUAUAAGGUGUAUAUGUAACAUAAAUGCAUUCUGUGCUUAGAUUUAGGUCCCAUCACCAUGAUAUCUCAUUAUGGUAUCUAAUUAUUCCAAAAUACGGAAAAAUCCGAUAUCCAAAAUACCUCUGGUCCCAAGCAUUUUGGAUAAGGGAUAGUCAACCUGUAUUGCCAUUUUAAAUUCUGCAGACAAAACUGACACUAGUAGUUGCGGCUCUGAAAAGACGCCGUUUAGUAAAUAUACCCCAAAGAGCCACCUGUAUACAUUCAAGUUACCCAUGUGUUCAUAGCAGUACUCCUUUCAGGCAACGAUGAUAAAAAUAUUAUUUUGGUACAAUUGAUCACUUUACUGUAUUACUUAAACAGUUAUACAAAGUACGUCUUCACUAAAAUGACCCCAUACUUCUAUCUGACUCAACUGCUCAGUAUAAACCACUGAAUUAAAGCAUGUACUUAAAUGAUUAUAUCACCAAUAAAAUGUUAUUUUACACUUGCAUUAUAGAUAACACAAUAGAAUCCUCAAUAUCCUUACACAUUAUAUUUAUUUAAUGUAUAUUUGUGUGUAUACUUUAUGCCCUGAUGUACAGUUUUUUUAAUUGUAUUUUUAUGUUUGUGAAUAUAGCUUAAAACAAAUAGUGGACUGUGUGUUUGGUUUGUUUUGUCUUGUAACAUUUACAUUUCACAAAUAAUGUCUUAGCUUACUGAUUGUAAAGGGAAUGGUUUAUAAGAAUUCAUGUAGCUCAGGAUUUUAGUGAUGUGUAUUCAAAAUGUUAUUUGACUGUAUUGUUGCCUGCCCGAGGAUCUGGGAAAGGGACCCAACUACACUUGUUAUAGUUAAAAAAAAAAAAAAAAAAAAAUUCAAAUAGGAGUGUAAAGCCCCGUACACACAGGGAGAUCUCCCCAGAGAUUUGUGCUGAGCGAUCUAGCACCAACGCACAGCACACAUCUCUCCCCCGCUCAGCACAGCGCAAUGUGUGCUGAGUGAGGGGGGUGGGGGUGCUCACUUCACCCAGCGGUGAAAUGAGCGAUGUGCUAGAUUGUGCCUGCAUGCAGGCCAAUCUAGCACCGACGAUAGCGACACACGGAGCCGGGCAACGCUAUCACUGUGGGGCAUACACACGGAGAGAUCCGUGCUUAACUUCUAAGCAAUCUCCUUAACAUAUCUGCCUUUCACUUUAUCAGGUCUGUAGUUUUCACAGUGUUCAUUGUUUCCUGCAACUUGAACCACUUGUGUCCUGGAAAGAGAUCCAGCAUUUCAUGUGCAGAUGUAGCAGAUACAGAGACUGAGCUUAUUACUAAAGCCAGCUAGCCUGGAGCCAAUAUUUCAUAGGACAUGGUGUACUUUGCUUUCAAAUAGCUUCAUUCAUUCAGAGCUAGGGAAGUCAUGCCCAUUGUGCCAUACCUAAACGCAACUAUGUAGCAUGCAGUCUUCAAUAUUUGGAUACUAGUGGUAAGCUUUCUUUUGCACUUCUAGAGUAGAGAUUGGUUGAAAUCCAUCCAUACUGGAUGCGGUCAAGAUCCUGCCGGACGGAAUACCGACACCGGGAUCCCGACCGGCACAAUCCCGACAUAUUCUCCCUCUGUGGGUGUCCACGACACCCAUAGAGGGAGAAUAAAUUAGUGUGCCGAGCGCAGCAAGCCCGCAAGGGGCUGCGUUGCACUCGCCCCCCUGUGGGGAUUGUGCCGGUCGGGAUCCUGGUGUCAGUAUUUUGACCGCUGGGAUUCCAUCCGGUGGGAUCUAGUACUGAUCCCAUCCAUACAUUGUAGCUCAAGGAGGAUUAUCACUAUAACCAAAUUUCAGAUUUUGUGCUACAGCCUUAUUAUUUGGUAAGGGGGCUGUAACCGUUAUGUGAUUUACUAUUACUGCUACAGUAUGUGGCGACACUCCUGGCAGCAUGGUCCAUCCAAAACCGUUUCCUGUGUGAGUCUGACUCUAUUUAAAAUAAACUCUACAUGUAUUGUAAAA
Messenger RNA from Pseudophryne corroboree (corroboree frog), 5767 nucleotides. It is a transcript of the gene KIF3A, whose product is annotated as kinesin family member 3A. Gene Ontology annotation, molecular function: ATP binding; microtubule motor activity; microtubule binding. The record is from RefSeq and is a predicted model, not a curated record. The coding region runs from base 137 to 2302 and encodes 721 amino acids. Gene Ontology annotation, biological process: spindle elongation; microtubule-based movement; mitotic spindle organization. The transcript has 18 exons. Gene Ontology annotation, cellular component: microtubule associated complex. Lineage: Eukaryota; Metazoa; Chordata; Amphibia; Anura; Myobatrachidae.